Messenger RNA from Closterium sp. Naga37s-1, 1821 nucleotides. Lineage: Eukaryota; Viridiplantae; Streptophyta; Zygnematophyceae; Desmidiales; Closteriaceae. The record is from the annotation of a GenBank genome assembly.
AUGAGCACCACGGUGGCUCUUCGCAGCAAGGGCAACGCCUUCUACGCCAGUGCUUUCACCGACGGCAUCAACCCGCUCCUGAAGCGCAGCCGCCUCAACAUCGCCAUCUCCAAGUAUCGAGAGGCGCUGCGCCGCCACGUGGCAGAAUCUCAGCCGUCCGCGGAUGAGCUGUCUUCGUUGUGGAAGAACGUAGCUAUGGUUUCAUCUGCCCUGGCAGCUUGCCAUGCAGAUGCUUAUAAGGCGUACAAGCCCCCUGUGAUAGACGCUGCUGCAUCGGAACGGGUCAUGGUGAGAGCCAUGCGCCGAGCCAUGGAGGAAAGGGAGUGGGACUAUAAGCAAAUCGAGGAGCACUAUAAGGAGGCUGUCAAGGCGUUCUGCCUGGCCCUUCUUUUUGGCAGUUGCGAGGCACGGAAUAGGGCGGCAAAGGGUGGCAGCAACCGUCCAGCUCGCAGCACUCCAGCCAAACCGGAGGAGUGGCAGCAGAUGGUUCUGGGAUCUUUCACCGAUGUGAUCUCCCAAAUCACGGCGUUUGCCCGCGUUGCUAGUAGCAGCACGGGGGGCAGGGCAGGGGGCAUUUGCACAUCUGCAGCAGGUGCCGGUGUGCGGGACAAUGGAGAGCGGUUGCUGUGGGUGGUAAUGGGUGCGUUUGGUGAGAUGCGCGCACGGGACAGCUGGAAGCAGCACUUUGGUGAUAAGGACGCUAACAAAGUUGAUUGGACAGCAACCUCCACACGCCACGUGGAGGCCUUUGCAGCCUUCCACGUGGCAUUCUCUCAGUUCCUCCUGCACAAGGGCCAAUCACUGCUCACCAUCAACCUCGCGCGCUGCUCGCACUCCCCCCAGCCAACCACUGCGGCCGGGAUCACGGCGGGGGUUAACGGUAUCAAUCUGGGAGCUGGGGGGAAGAAGCCGACGCAGCUGGAGGUGCAGAGGGAGAGUGCGCGGUGCUUUGCCGAGUGUGAGCGCCCGCUGCGGCUGCUGGAUGAUGCUCUGCUCACGCUUGAGAGAAACGUGGCGGGAAGGUCGUGUGGUAACCAGUCGGUAACACAAGCCACCCUCACUGCCCUGCGCGAUCAAGCCAAGGACCUGCAGGCCACCCACUUCACCGGCAGCUGUCUGUGUGAUUCAGUUGAAACACUUGUCCGCACAAUGGCCCUCUUUGCACGAGCAACAGCAGCAGAAAAAACAGAUGGGGGCAGCACGGAUGGCGGUAGUCCGGGCGGCAGUGCUGCUGACGUGGCGCUGCUGUGGGCGGCAGUGGAUGGGUUUAAGGAGGCGGUAGUGCUGACGAGGGAGCGCCACGUGGACAUGGAAGCGUAUGCGCUGAGCUGGCUGGGGCAUGUGUAUGACGUGGCACUGCAGAUGGACGACAUUGGCCAUCGCUACCACCAGCGCGCUGUGCAGCUGGUGCUCUCGGCCGUGCAAUCCCACCCCAAGCUCGCUCUUUCCACCUGGUACUGUGCCUCGGUAAAAGCCAUUGACCGCCACCAGGCCAAGGUGAGGCGGCAGGAGGAGCAGCAGCGCGAGCAGGAGCGCGGACCUCUGCUGGCAAAGAUGAAACCGGAGCUUGAAACCCUCUCCAAGAUGAGUGAGAGCGGGUGGAAGCAGCUUCUGACUCACAUCUACAGCAAGUACCCGCCUAAGAGCGGUAACGGGAAUUUGACGUGUCCUUCGUUGAACGCGGAUGAUGCAAAGGCGUCGCUGCGAACAGCCAUUCUGCAUUACCAUCCGGAUAAGAACGGUGAGCAUGGCGACAGGUGGAAGAUCCUGUGUGAGGAGAUCACCAAGUGUCUCAACGCCAAGUAUCUCAGCUUCAAGUAG